AUGGUUUAUAUCCGGCAACAGCAGUUGCCUAACCUCAAGACAUAUCGAUAUGCGGGAGUAGAUCACUCGUUGAUCAGUCGAUAUGUCCUCAAGCCGUUCUACAGCAACUGCGUAAUCGACUGCUUCCCCAUGAGCAUGGCCUUUCCGCUUCCUCCUUUGCUUAGGCCUAAUGCCAUUACCCUGACCGGGUUUAUGUUCGUGGUAAUCAACUUCAUCACCGUGUUAUGGUACAACCCCACGUUAGAUCACGAUUGCCCGCCAUGGGUCUAUGCCAGUUGCGCCAUUGGGUUGUUUCUCUACCAGACUUUCGAUGCUGUAGACGGCAUGCAAGCGCGGAGAACAAGGCAAAGUGGUCCUCUUGGGGAGCUGUUCGACCACAGUGUCGACGCAUGCAACACUGCCUUGGGAGUGGUGAUCUUCGCUGGCGUGACCAACAUGGGCCAGACCUGGGCUACUAUCCUGAGUCUUUUUGGAGCUACUAUGGCCUUCUACGUCCAAACAUGGGACGAAUAUUACACUCAGGUGCUGACACUUGGCAUCAUCUCUGGGCCCGUUGAGGGAAUCUUGACCCUUUGCACCGUGUUCGCAUUUACUGCCUAUCAGGGCGGCGGUAGCUUCUGGCAUCGUCCCAUGCUCGAGACCCUUGGCGUCCCCAGGCUGGAUUCAGUUCCCGAAAAGCUAUACGAAAUGCCCUUCACGCAAUGGUACCUUAUCUACGGCGCUAUUAUUCUCUUCUUUGCCACCGGAUCUAGCAUUGUGCAUGUUAUGAAGGUUCGAUCCGAGCGUGGAUUGGACCCUAUCAAGCCUCUAUAUGGGCUGAUUCCCCUGGUGACGCUGUGGGCACUUGUGCCUGCCUACCUGUACCUGCAGCCCGUGAUCCUCGAGGUCUAUACGGUUCCGUUCAUGCUGUUUGUUGGCCUGAUCAACGCGUACGCAGUGGGCAACAUGAUCGUUGCCCACUUGAUCAAAGCCGACUUUCCCUUCCGGAACAUCUUCAUCGGCAUUGCUCCUCUGGCUUUUGGUGUGCUUGACAGUGCUGGCCCGUUCUUUGGGCUUUGGCCCAGCGCUUUUGGAGACGGAUCUGGCCAUGUUUCAUACGUCUUUGCGUGUCUCGGUCUGUUAAUUGGUGUCUACGGAAGCUUCGUGCACGACGUGAUCACCACGAUAUGUGACUACAUCGAUAUCUGGUGUUUGAUCAUCAAGCACCCACACGUGGAGGAGCGUCCGGCCGUGAACGGGCAAACCAAGAAGAUCAACUAA
This is a messenger RNA of Aspergillus clavatus NRRL 1, 1260 nucleotides long. Its product is annotated as aminoalcoholphosphotransferase. The record is from RefSeq and is a predicted model, not a curated record. Gene Ontology annotation, biological process: phospholipid biosynthetic process. Lineage: Eukaryota; Fungi; Ascomycota; Eurotiomycetes; Eurotiales; Aspergillaceae. Gene Ontology annotation, molecular function: phosphotransferase activity, for other substituted phosphate groups. Gene Ontology annotation, cellular component: membrane. The transcript is spliced from 7 exons. The coding region runs from base 1 to 1260 and encodes 419 amino acids.